GGUGUGGCUGAGCGGAGGGAGGAUACUUCUGGUUGGAGAAGCAGCAGAUCCUUAAUGUUCCCUGAAAAACAACCGCACAUCACAUCUCAUUCGCCUCCAGGAAGACAUCAUCGCAAAUUGAUGGAAUAUUCCAAAGCACGCGUCGCGCGCAUUUAGUAAUUUAGAUCAUUAUUGGGGUCAACUUCCAUGUUUAGGAAAUGUGUUUUAAAAAAUUGGGGGGUGUCUGGCGGAUUUUGUGAAUUUUCGGAUAAGGAAUAAUGCAACAAUAGGUGAGGACCUUGGGUUAUUACUCCCAAAAAAUUAUCUAGAAAUAGACUUUCUUUAAAUUGGCACAUUUUGUAGUUUUGAUGUAGAAUAAAACACUCCCAAUAUUCCAUAGCAUAAUCUGAAACUAUCGUUGAAGGUCGCCAAGUAUCCAUGACUGAACUGUUGAAUCUUUGAAGCCUAUUUUCGGCAACAACUUCUGCUUAUUGAUAGACAUUAUUCAACAAAUAUUUUGACCACAAAAGCCUACCUAGUCCAGAUAUUAUAUAGAUGUUUUGAGAUUGCAACCUAUAGAUAAGGGUCGUUAGGAGAGUUGUAGCCUUUAUAACAGGGGGGUUUAGUCAAGGGCACUCUCUCUGCCUGCCUGCCGCUCGCAUUGGACUUGUUGAAAACAACAACUGUCCCCGGUACAGUUGGAUACAUGAGUAGUAUUAUAACAAGGACUGACAUGAGGAAAAACUCAAUUGUCACCGUGUGAUUCACCGAGAUAUACUAACUGAAUAACAAAUUAACGGAAUAACCAACCGUCUCUCCAUCUAAAUCUAUGAUUAACUCGGUGUGUGUUUCGUCUUACCGAGGACGCAAAUCAGGCAACAAACCUCCGUCCAAGACAUGCCUGAAGGAAGAGAUGACCAGGGGGGAAGACUCUGAAAAAAUAAUCAUCAAUGUUGGUGGCACAAGACACGAAACCUACAAAAGCACAAUUAGGACCCUACCGGGGACGCGCCUGGCAUUGUUAGCCGACCCGCCAGAGCCGGUGAACAACCCAGACACGGACUCCCUCCCACCGACUCCCUCCCAACCCAGAUCCAUAUCUCCAUAUCCAACUACAAACGAGUUAUUUUUCGACAGGCAUCCUGGCAUAUUCGCUUAUGUGUUGAACUAUUAUAGGACUGGCAAGCUCCAUUGCCCCGCAGAUGUCUGCGGGCCUCUUUUUGAAGAGGAGUUGGCGUUUUGGAUGAUAGAUGAGACCGACGUGGAGCCGUGUUGCUGGAUGACAUACCGGCAGCAUCGGGACGCAGAGGAGGCGCUGGACAUAUUCGAACCACCAGACCCGGAUGACACGGACGAUGAACUACCCAGACGGUUCGGCAUUGAGGACUGCCCGGAAAGAUCGAGGGGAUGCUGCGAAGUUUGGCAACCAAAGAUAUGGGCACUCUUUGAGGACCCCUACUCAUCCAGGGCUGCUAGAGGUAUAGCGUUUGCCUCUCUGUUCUUUAUCCUGAUUUCCAUCACUACGUUCUGCCUGGAGACUCACGAAUACUUCAACGACCUGCAGAACCACACGGAACGCGUGGUGGUGGGGAACCACACUGAGGAGGUGUUCUUGGUGAAGGUGGUGACCAAACCCAUUCUGACCGUGGUGGAGGGUGUUUGUGUGGUCUGGUUCACCUUUGAGUUCUUCGUCCGCAUCGUGUGCUGCCCCGACAAGCUGCUCUUCAUCAAGAACAUGUUAAACGUCAUUGACUUCGUGGCCAUCCUGCCCUUCUACCUGGAGAUGGGCCUCAGCGGUCUGUCCUCCUCCAAAGCGGCCUCCGACAUCCUGGGGUUUCUACGGGUAGUCCGCUUCGUCCGGAUCCUCCGGAUCUUCAAGCUGACCAGGCAUUUCGUCGGUCUGAGGGUUCUCGGCCACACGUUGAGAGCCAGCGUCAACGAGUUCUGCCUGCUUAUCGUCUUCCUGGCGUUGGGCGUCCUCAUCUUCGCCACGAUGAUCUACUACGCAGAGAGGAUAGGGGCCCAACCGGACGACCCCCGCGGCUCUAAACACACCCACUUCAAAAACAUCCCUAUCUCCUUCUGGUGGGCCGUGGUCACCAUGACCACCCUGGGCUACGGGGACAUGUACCCCAAGACGUGGCUGGGUAUGAUAGUGGGCGCGCUGUGCGCUCUGGCGGGGGUGCUGACCAUCGCCAUGCCCGUGCCUGUUAUAGUCAACAACUUUGGGAUGUACUACUCCCUGGCCAUGGCUAAACAGAAGCUGCCUAAGAAGAAGAAAGCACAUAAUCCGAACCCGGACGCUCCCACGGACACGGCCUCGUUCGGGAAGUCUGUCGCUACCUCUCCCAGGGACAGUACUCAGAGUGAUACAUGUCCUCUGGCUGCAGAGAGGAAUAUCAACAGGAACCGCUCAGACUCCAAGCAGAACGGAGACGCCAACGUGGCUCUGUCGUCGGAUGAGGGAUGCAGCCUGACCCAGCCGCUGUCACCCAGCGAGAAGUGGAACCUACGGUGCGCCCACGACGACGGUCGAGAACACUCCCGGUCGGCCAGGGGGAACAAGAAAAGCAAGAAAGAGGCAACCUGCUUCCUGCUCACCUCCGGAGACUUCUCCUGCUCUGGAGGAGAACACACCAUAGUCACGGAAAGCUGUACAGACAUCCUGACUGCUACUGGGCUCUACGCCCAUCCAGAAAUCACCACUCUGACCUGAAGAAGCCAUUUUGGAUUGAUGAAGGACAAGUGGUUGUGAACCAGGGUGCAUGGUGGCGAAGCUUCAGAUUUAGGAUCCUCCCUCCUUCACUAACUAACGUGAAGGUUCCGGAUCGUUCCGGAAGGUUCCAGAAGAAGAAUGCUUGUCUUUCUGUCGAAUACAAAGUAACAAAACUCCGCGGUAGAAUCCUUCUAUCUGAUGCUUUAGAAGAUAUAGUUCUGUAUGUACACACAUCUGUUUGUUUUCCAAGCAUUUAGCAUGUAUUGUAUUGCAUGAUCUAGCACUAUAUAAUGUACUUUGAGAAAAUAACAUCAGUGAACGUUAAUGUUAAGGGACACAUCUAAAGUUGAGGAGGGUUUUGAAUAUCUCCUCUGAUGUUAAUACUCUUGAGUUUCAAUCAAACAUCAAUAUUUCCAAAUGGUGUUUUCAAGAAAUUGCUACUAUGGCAUUUUCUGAUUCUGUUUUAAAAGUGUUCAAUACACUAUACGAUCAGUUCAUAGUCCUUGUGAAGAAUCCUGAGACCAGAAACCAUAUGAUGUUUCAGAAAGAAAAAAAAUUGCAGUCUUUCAUCAAUGAAGCAUAAUUGGUAAAUAUUGACGAACUGAAAUACAACAAAAAUGUGUGGACUUGCAUUGUCUAAAAAAGUGACUGUGAACAAAUUACAGUAGAAUUAGAAGUACGAGUUGUUGUUCCAAGCCGACUGACUCCCAGCAAAAAUAUAGUCCAGCUUUGUUUUGAUUUAAACAUGCCGGUAAAUGGCUUCCCGAGUGGCGCAGCAUCACAGUGUUGCAGCAUCACUACAGCCUGGGGUUCACUUUAGUUGGCUCAUCGACGCUUUAGCGACUCCUUGUGGCGGGCCGGGCACCUGCAGGCUGACCUCGGUCCUCAGUAGAACAGUGUUUUCCCCCGACACAUUGGUGCGAGCGGGUGUUAAGGAGCGUGGCGGGUGUUAAGAAGCGCGGCUUGGCGGGUCAUGAUUCAGAGGACACAUGACUCGACCUUCGCCUCUCCUGAGCCCGUCGGGGAGUUGCAGCAAAGAGACAAGAUUGUAAUCACCAAAUUGGGUAGAAAAAGGGGUUAAAAAAUACAACAACAAAAAUGCUAAUAAUAAAAAACCUGACGGUAAAACAGGUUGGUCUCUGCCUGGUGUCAUGUCAGUCAACAGACAGGCCGUAGUCAGUGGCAUGUGACUAUAAAAGCUCACAUAACUUUUCUUUCACAAACAAAGUAUCAUGCAAUUCCUAAUAGAAAGAUUUUUUUUUUUAAAUCAUGUAUAUCUAGUACAGUACAGUACAUGAACAGAUCUGUUUCAGGAAGAAGAGAGUCAACAUGCAGACAGUAGUAGCAAUAGCAGCAUGUGACUAUUAAAGUUCACGCUACUGUUCACAAACAAAGUGUCUUUAAAUCCUUAUACACAAGAAAAAAAGGAGUAAAAACUAAAAUGUCAAAAUGCCUUGAGAGACCAGAUGCAGUCAGAUAGUAGUCAAGAGGGUAGCAGGAGACUGAAGAAGCUCACACUACUUGUCUUUUUACAAACAAAGUGUCUUGGAAAUCCUUGUAUAAAUGAUAUAUAAAUUAUAUUGUAUUUCCAUUAGCUGUGUUCCAUCAAUACAUUCGCUGGUUGAAAGGGGACCAAACUUUGGGCGGCCAUAUUAGUUAAAAAUAGAUUAUCUCUACAUCAUCAUUAGUAAAUGUAUCAUCAACAUCGUUCGUAAAUAAAAUGUUAAGAAGCAUAUCAACACAUACUGCGGUAUCAUCCGUACAUUCUAGUCGUGCCUAAUGACAAAGUGAUGGGGCUUAAUGUGUUAUGGAGUAUCUUGAUGAGGUUUAGAUUUGUUCCUAAAAACAGAUUAUCUUGGUUCUUUUAAGAUCUUGGUUAUUUUAAGAGCUUGGUUGUUGGAGAUCUUGGUUGUUGGAGAUCUUGCUUGUUUAUACAUGUUGCCAAGGGGGGUGGGGAAAUGUUUGCAUCUCAAGUGGUGCCCUAUUCCCUAUGUAGGUUCUGGUAAGAGAUAGUGCACUACAUAAGGGAUAGGGUGCAUAUUUGGGACUGAGACAAAUAGAGUAUGGUUUCUUUCACAUGAUGUCUUAAUAUAUUUCUCUUGUUCGACCGUAGUUGCCUUAUGUUUAUUAUAAAACAGUUAUGUUUUAUUUAAAUGUGUUUUUAUUUAUAUCUCAAACCUAUUUUAACUCCUCUGACACAAAAGUCUGUAUAUAUAAGCAAAGUUGUAUGUAGCACAGUAUAGGCUUAGUGAAACUCUUCUAGAAAUGGAUGGGCUGCACAGUUACUAUUAAUACAGUCAAUUACUAUUUGUUUAUAAAAAAUAAUAUGAUUUUAUUUGGAUAAUAUAACUUUUUACCUAUACAGCCUCCUUUUCCCCUUUCACUGUUGUGUUUUAGCUGGGAUGAACUGAAACACAGCAAUGUGAGUCUGUGCUGGUUUCUCCAUACAAUUACAAUGAUUCUAUGGUUUUCAGUCUCAUUCUCUCUGUUUCUUUCUGGGGUGCCGUUUGGAAAGUUGAACCGUCAUUUUGGCAAUGAAACACAGCGAAAGAUGUCAGAUGUUGUGUGUGUAAAGCAAUGCAGUUGAUAUAUUGUAUCAUGUAGGCAUGUGUUUCUAUACAGCAAUACAAAUCAAAUACAUUUCCCUGUGAUACAAAUCAAAUACAUUUCCCUGUGAUACAAAUAAAAUACAUUUCCCUG
Oncorhynchus masou masou (cherry salmon) is the source of this 5395-nucleotide messenger RNA. RefSeq names its product potassium voltage-gated channel subfamily C member 1-like. Gene Ontology annotation, molecular function: delayed rectifier potassium channel activity; protein binding. Bases 809 to 2695 code for a protein of 628 amino acids. The transcript is spliced from 5 exons. The record is from RefSeq and is a predicted model, not a curated record. Gene Ontology annotation, cellular component: voltage-gated potassium channel complex; axon terminus; neuronal cell body membrane. NCBI's taxonomy places the organism in Eukaryota, Metazoa, Chordata, Actinopteri, Salmoniformes, Salmonidae. Gene Ontology annotation, biological process: potassium ion transmembrane transport; protein homooligomerization.